AUGGGCCUUGCCGAGUUCGGCCGCAAGGAGUUGACUUUGGCGGAGCAUGAGAUGCCAGGUCUGAUGGCAGCAAGGAAGGAGUUUGGACCAGCGCAGCCUUUCAAGGGUUUGAACAUCAACGGCUCCCUCCACAUGACUAUCCAGACAGGUGUCCUCAUUGAGACCCUUCAUGCUUUGGGCGCCAAAGCUGGCACUGCGACAGUCUUCGCAUGGAAGGGAGAGACCCUGCCAGAGUACUGGUGGUGCACUGAGCAGAUGAUGACGGUGCCAGGUGCUGAUGGUUGCGACCAGCUCGUGGAUGAUGGAGGUGAUGCUACUUUGCUCGUCCACAAGGGCAAGGAGUUGGAGGCGAAGUUUGCCAAGGAUGGCAGCCUCCCUGAUCCUGCAAGCACCACCAACGCCGAGUUCAAGUGUGUCUUGCAGGUGCUGAGGGACUCCAUCCAGGCCGACAAGACCAAGUACACCCGCAUGGCUGCCAAGUGCAAGGGUGUCAGUGAGGAGACCACCACAGGUGUGCAUCGCCUUCGCGAGAUGGCGGCCAAGGGUGAGCUGCUUUUCCCUGCCAUCAACGUCAACGACUGCGUGACCAAGUCCAAGUUCGACAACGUGUAUGGCUGCCGCCACUCUCUGCCUGACAGCAUCAUGCGUGCCACUGAUGUGAUGAUUGGUGGAAAGCGCGCCCUCGUGGCGGGCUACGGAGAUGUCGGAAAGGGAUGCGCCUUCGCCAUGAGGGGUGCUGGUGCCCGUGUGCUGAUCACUGAGAUUGACCCCAUUUGCGCUCUCCAGGCGUGCAUGGAAGGCUUCCAGGUGGUGACGAUUGAGGAGGUCGUGGGCGAGGUUGACAUUUUCACCUCUGCCACCGGCAACUUCAAGAUCAUCACCUUGGAUCACAUGAAGAAGAUGAAGAACAACGCCAUUGUGUGCAACAUUGGACACUUCGACAAUGAGAUCGCAAUG
This is a messenger RNA of Durusdinium trenchii, 957 nucleotides long. NCBI's taxonomy places the organism in Eukaryota, Dinophyceae, Suessiales, Symbiodiniaceae. The record is from the annotation of a GenBank genome assembly.